CUUUCACAGUCGCGUCCGCCAAGACUAAUCUCCGCAUUCUAUUGUCGUCAGUCGCACCUCCACCACACAACUGCUAUUGAACAGUCGCCAGUGCGCAUUUGCGCUCGACCACUGUCGCCCAUGCCCGUGACUCGAGCUACCUCUCCGUCGACACGAUGAAGCUCAAGCUCAAGAACCCCAACGCAGCUUCUAGCGACGCACCGGCAGCACCGCCUGCGCCGCCUGCGGCCGGAGACGCAGCACCCGCACCCGCCGCUGUGAAAAUCGGUGGCUUCAAGCUCAAGUUGAAGCCAGCAACUCCUGCUGCGCCUGCAGCAGACGGUGAUGCUUCCGCCGACGCGCCCAAGCAGAAGCGCAAGUACACCAAGAAGCCUAGGAUCGACGAGAAUGGAAACGCUGUUCUACCAGGCAAGCCGGGGCCAAAAAAGAGGGCUCGCGAGGAUGGCGAAGAUGGAGAGGUGCCAGUAGCGAAGCGCAAGCCGAAGCCAACGCUGAAGAGCCUGGAAAGACUAGACGAGAGCGACGAUGAGGAGGACAUGGAGCUUUCAGUGCCUGUGCAAAGAGUACCAAAGAUGCCCCCAAACCGCCAGACGUCCCUCAAGCUAUCCAUAAAGCCCAAGCCUUCAGCCUCCGGUGCGCCUGCACCGUCACGCGGCACCACGCUACUGAAGGUCAAGGGUGCGGGGCGGCCUCCGAUGAGACCACUAGGUGUAGGAUACGACAGUGAAGCCGAGGAGGCAGAGGUCGAUCCAGCAAUAGAGGCACAGUUCGUCUUGCGAAUGCUCCCAGGACCUGACUGCGACCUGUUACGCAAGUCUAUCGAGGAGAAGACUAUAGGGCGAAGUGCCAUGCAAGGAGGACCAGGCGUAUACUUCAGAUUCUUCGACAAAGAGGGCAGGAAAGCUAUGGUUACGAUACAAGGCCGUCACUACGCUGCCUCCAUGGUGGAGCUACCAAACAUCAUAGAAUCGAUGAAGAGCUGGAACAAGAAGGACUGGGUCAAGACUGCAGACGUCUGCCAGAUGCUCCUCGUUCUGGGUAGAGUUCAGAACGAAGACGAGGCAAAGAAGUACCCACGACCAGGCUAUGUCGAAGAAAACUCGCACCGCUAUCCUCAUGGUCUCACGCCGCCCAUGCGCUGGGUUCGCAAGCGGCGCUUCCGACCGCGGAAGUCUUACCUCGACGUUGAACGAGCCGAAGCUGAGAUGAAUGCGUUAUUAGAGGCUGACGACAACGCCGAGAACACAAAGUACGAACUUGUCGAGGAGGGGGCGGAGUCUUCGGAGGACGAGUCUGGGUCAGAAGACGACGAGGACGAAGAGAUGAUGAAUGCACCCGCAGAGACUCCAGUCGAAGAAGUCGACGCUGCUGCCUUGGAAGAGAUGCUGCAAGCUGGAUUCAUGGAAGACGACGAUGUCGAGAUACAAGCCGACGGCGAGGACAUCGAGGCUCUGUUCGGCAACAGCGACGCCGUCGAAGGGCAAACUCCUGUCACUGCGCACGACGCGGCUAUGCAUGCACUUGCGCAGAAUGGCAGCAUUGUUGUCGAGCCCGAAACCGCCCCAACUACACCAGUCGCCGCCACAUCAGCAGAGGACGACGAUGACGACGACGAUGACGACGAUGACGAUGACUCUGACAUUGACGAGGCCGCUGCAGCUGAGCAACAGAGGAGGGAGCUGCUGGAGGCAGAGGUUGCUGAACUGGAGAAGGCCUGCCAGCAGAGUAUCGAGUCGCGCGACAAGACAAACAACCCUCUCUUCAAACAGCGUAUGAACAAGACGAUCGAGAGACAGCAGCAAGAUCUUCAUAUCAAGAAGAAACAGCUCAAUGAGUUGAAUGGCAACCUGGACGCGGACGACUAGGUCUGACUAGGCAAGGACCAUAAUCACACAACAUUGCAUUGCACAGGAGUACCGGCUAUGGGCAUUGGGACGGCGCAGAUCAUCUGUAAAAGCACCGAGGAGGGGUUCAUCAUACUCAGUUACCUGUUCAUCCAUCACUAGAUACCAA
Molecule: messenger RNA, 2013 nt
Organism: Macroventuria anomochaeta
Lineage: Eukaryota; Fungi; Ascomycota; Dothideomycetes; Pleosporales; Didymellaceae
Exons: 1
Coding region: 156-1865 (569 amino acids)
Biological process (GO): RNA polymerase II preinitiation complex assembly; transcription initiation at RNA polymerase II promoter
Cellular component (GO): transcription factor TFIID complex
Molecular function (GO): RNA polymerase II general transcription initiation factor activity
Source: RefSeq, a predicted model, not a curated record